This is a messenger RNA of Arvicola amphibius (Eurasian water vole), 2635 nucleotides long. RefSeq names its product activating signal cointegrator 1 complex subunit 2 (gene Ascc2). The record is from RefSeq and is a predicted model, not a curated record. Gene Ontology annotation, biological process: regulation of DNA-templated transcription. The transcript has 20 exons. The coding region runs from base 83 to 2332 and encodes 749 amino acids. Gene Ontology annotation, molecular function: ubiquitin binding. NCBI's taxonomy places the organism in Eukaryota, Metazoa, Chordata, Mammalia, Rodentia, Cricetidae.
GUGUUGGCUGUGUGUAAGCUGUCACCGUGUACGGCGGCUGCACGUCGCGGGUGUGGAGCCGGGAGGAGGGUCGCACAGCACAAUGCCAGCUCUGCCCCUGGAGCAACUCCAGAUCACCCACAAAGACCCGAAGACAGGAAAGCCGAGGACUUCGCCAGCCCUGCACCCUGAGCAGAAGGCAGACCGGUAUUUUGUGUUAUACAAACCGCCCCCUAAAGACAACAUUCCCGCCCUAGUGGAGGAGUACCUGGAACGCGCCACCUUCGUAGCCAAUGACCUCGACUGGCUCCUGGCCUUGCCUCACGAUAAAUUCUGGUGCCAGGUUGUUUUUGAUGAGACCCUGCAGAAGUGCCUGGAUUCAUACCUGCGCUAUGUACCCCGAAAGUUUGAUGAAUGGGUGGCCCCUACCCCUGAGGUCGCUGACAUGCAGAAGCACCUACACCGCAGCGUUUUCCUCACCUUUCUUCGAAUGUCCACUCACAAGGAGUCCAAAGAUCACUUCAUUUCUCCAUCUGCAUUUGGAGAAAUACUCUACAAUAACUUCCUCUUUGACAUCCCAAAGAUCCUGGACCUCUGUGUGCUCUUUGGAAAAGGCAACUCACCACUCCUCCAGAAAAUGAUAGGAAACAUAUUUACCCAGCAGCCAAGUUAUUAUAACGACCUGGAUGAAACCAUCCCCACCAUACUUCAGGUCUUCAGCAAUAUCCUCCAGCACUGUGGCUUGCAAGGGGAUGGGACCAGCACCACACCCCAGAAACUUGGGGAGAAGGGUCGGUUGACUCCUAGUGACAUGCCUCUCUUGGAAUUAAAGGACAUUGUUCUCUACCUAUGUGACACCUGCACCACACUCUGGGCCUUUCUGGACAUCUUCCCUUUGGCCUGCCAAACCUUCCAGAAACAUGACUUUUGUUACAGACUAGCUUCAUUUUAUGAGACGGCAAUCCCUGAAACGGAGUCUGCAAUUAAGAAGAGGAGGCUUGAAGACAGCAAGCUGCUAGGUGACUUGUGGCAGAGGCUCUCCCACUCCAAGAAAAAGCUAAUGGAGGUGUUUCACAUCAUCCUGAACCAGAUCUGCCUCCUUCCCAUUCUAGAGAGCAGCAAUGACAACAUUCAAGGCUUCAUUGAAGAAUUCCUCCAGAUCUUCAGCUCCGUGCUGCAGGAAAAGCGAUUCCUCCGGGACUAUGACUCAUUCUUCCCUGUAGCUGAAGACAUCAGCCUACUACAGCAGGCUUCCUCAGCCUUGGAUGAGACCCGGACUGCCUACAUCCUACAGGCUGUGGAAAGUGCAUGGGAAGGGGUGGACAGACAGAAAAUCAAGGACACUAAAGAGCCAUCGAAGGCCAAGGAUCCUAAUAAUGGAGUCACGACGGCAGUGAAGCCAGUCAGUGAAAGUCCAUCACAGCUGGAGAACUCAGAGGAGGAAGAGGAGUGCAAGGGUGCAGCAGCUGCCCUGGGCCCAACCGUGUGUGGUGUGCAGCUAGACUCCCUCAUCUCUCAAGUGAAAGACCUGCUGCCAGACCUCGGGGAGGGCUUCAUCCUGGCCUGCCUGGAGUACUACAGCUAUGAUUCAGAGCAGGUGAUCAACAACAUCCUGGAGGACCGGCUGGCCCCGGAACUCAGCCAGCUGGACCGCAGCCUGAAAAGACAGGUGAAGCCGGACCCCACACCCCUGCUGACAUCUCGUCACAACGUCUUCCAGAACGACGAGUUUGAUGUGUUCAGCAGGGACUCAGUGGACCUGAGCCGGGUGCACAAGGGCAGGAGGAAGGAGGAGAACGUGAGGAGCCUGGUGAACGACAAGCGGGCUGUGGUGGCGCAGAGGCUUCGCUACCAGCAGUACAGUGUGGUAAUGGAGGAGGUCCCAGUGCAGCCAGGAGAAUACCAGGUUGAUGACUACGAGGACGAGUAUGACGACACAUACGAUGGCAACCAGGUGGGCGCCAACGAUGCCGACUCUGAUGAUGAGCUCAUCAGCCGCAGGCCCUUCACCAUCCCUCAGGUGCUGAGAACCAAAACGCCUGGAGAAGGACCGGAGGAAGACUAUGAUGAAGUGGAGGAGGUUGAAGAGGAGGCCCCCAAGCUGGACCAUUUCAUCCCGGAUCCUGCAGUGCUGAGGGAAAAGGCUGAAGCCAGGCGCCUGGCCUUCCUUGCCAGGAAGGGGUACCGGCCUGAGAAUUCCGCAGCAGUGACAGGCAGUCCCCGGGGCCACGGACAAAGCCGAGAAACCACCCAGGAGCGCAGGAAGAAAGAAGCCAAAAAGGCAACCAGAGCCAACCACAACCGUAGAACCAUGGCUGACCGGAAGAGAAGCAAGGGCAUGAUCCCAUCCUGAGGCCACAACAAUGCCUGGGUGAGGGAGGCCCUCAAGGCCACCACCAUACCUCACCUGCCAGCCAGCCAUGAGCACCUUCUUGUCGAACACAAAGUGCCUUAUCCCUUGGUGCAGGAACCCAGUGCCAUCAAGUAGGCUCUCUCCCAGCUGUGCUAGCGGGAAAAGAUGGGGAUGCAAAACCAAGGUGUCUUUUAUCUUGUGCAGCAAGACACCACCUCACGGAAGUCCUGGAUGCAGCAGACCUGUAUAUUCAGAAACAGCAAAAGGCCCGUGAAUAAAGUUUCUGACCUUCUAACAAUGUUC